Pteronotus mesoamericanus is the source of this 1309-nucleotide messenger RNA. It is a transcript of the gene NPPA, whose product is annotated as natriuretic peptide A. Bases 580 to 1041 code for a protein of 153 amino acids. Gene Ontology annotation, cellular component: cytoplasm; extracellular region. The transcript has 3 exons. NCBI's taxonomy places the organism in Eukaryota, Metazoa, Chordata, Mammalia, Chiroptera, Mormoopidae. The record is from RefSeq and is a predicted model, not a curated record. Gene Ontology annotation, molecular function: hormone receptor binding; hormone activity. Gene Ontology annotation, biological process: cGMP biosynthetic process; negative regulation of systemic arterial blood pressure; receptor guanylyl cyclase signaling pathway.
GUCAGGUGUGAGGCCAGCUCGAGCAGCUGGACUAAUUUGUCCCUAGCAGCCGGCUGCCUGCCACUUCCUCCUCUCCCACCCUUAUUUGGAGCCCCUGACAGCUGAGCCGCAAACCAACUGGGCGUCCGAACCGUCACCCUCUGCUUCCCGGCAUGGGUCCCGUUGCCCAGGAGAAAGAAGCUGGAGGCAUCGCUGCGAGAUAACCAAGGACUCUUUUUUGCUCUUCUCACACCUUUGAAGUGGGAACCUCUUGAGGCAAAUCAACAAGAAUGUGGCUCUUGCAGCCUAGGUUCCCGGGGCUUGCGGGGGCUGCUCAAGGUGGAGGGCUGUGAAGGGCUCUGCUGGACCGAUAACUUUAAAAGGGCAUCUUCUGCUGGCUCCUCACUCGGCUGCUUUAUCGCCGCAAGUGACAGAAUGGGGAGGGUUCUGUCCCUCUUGCGCUCUUGGAGGGCCGGGGGGCUAUAAAAAGGGGAGGCGCAGGGCAGCUGGGAGACGGAGACGAACGAAGGUCGUAGAGGGAAGCCAGAGAGGAGAGAGAAAGGGCAGCACGCAGCAGACCGCUCCUGGACCGACGCCGGCAUGGGCUCCUUCCUCACCAUCACCGCGAGCUUCCUCCUCUUUCUGGCCCUUCAGCUCCCAGGACAAAGCAGAGCUAACCCAGUGUACGGCUCUGUGUCCAACACUGACCUGAUGGAUUUCAAGAAUUUGCUGGACCACUUGGAGGACAAGAUGCCUAUAGAAGAUGAGGUCGUGCCCCCACAAGUACUCAGUGAGCAGACUGAGGAAGCUGGGGCAGCGCUCAGCCCCCUCCCUGAGGUGCCUCCCUGGACUGGGGAGGUCAACCCGGCCCAGAGAGAGGGGGGUGCCCUUGGGCGGGGCCCCUGGGACUCCUCGGAUAGAUCUGCCCUCCUGAAAAACAAGCUGAGGGCGCUGCUCGCUGCCCCGCGGAGCCUGCGGAGGUCCAGCUGCUUUGGGGGCAGGAUAGACAGGAUUGGAGCACAGAGUGGACUGGGCUGCAACAGCUUCCGGUACCGAAGAUAAUAGCCAGGCCAGGGCAGGAUUCGAGAGGCCCACAUCCCCUGGCGUCUUUCGCUCAACUUUUGUCGCAUCUCCUUGCCAUCGAGUUGAGUUGUGAUGAGCACCCUGUUCGAGCUGCAGCUGCCUGUAAACAUUUCUCACCUUUUAUGCUAAAUGUAGAUAAAGUGGCUUCCCCGCCUCUCCCACCUCGUGCAUUAAAAUUGUAAGGUAAACCCUCACCUGUGAUUGACAGAGGUUUGAAAACGAAUAAACUUCAGCACCACGGACAGAA